UGCCUUUACGGGUUAUUGUUGCGCUGUGAACGUUCGAGAAACGAAGGAAGUUUUUUUGCUUAGCUUGUAUUUCGAUUUAUUUUCCUUUUAUUGCACCAUAACUACUUUAUGACCAGUUGACAGGACGGUUAAGAGUCGAUACUCUGAGUUUUAAACGUUUGGAGGUUUUUUUGACCUCUUACUUGGGAAGAUUGAGCUAAAAAAAUCUCGGAUGAUAGAAGAGCGUGUACACGGAGUCAAACGUAAAUUAAGCGAUGCAGAUGGAGACUUGCAGACUCGUUGCUACCAACGACAAACCAUUUUCGAUAUUUCACUCUGCAAGCUCCGCAAGAACUACUGCAAURGCGAGCCAAUGCUCAGCAAGACGGUGCUCAUAGCAAACACUAUAAAAUUAAUAGAAGAGGAUAUAGAAGAAGAGAGGGCGCAAAUCAAGCAGUUGUUAUGUGAUGUACCUUGCUCGAGUCAUUCUAGCGACAGUCGUCUUGGCGCUCGAAUGAUCGGCUCUCACAAUGGAUCUCUGCUUCAAAACAGAUCUCGUGAAGCGCUUAACAAGCCAAUGGAUCUAAUUCACUUUGAAGAAGAAAUAAACUUGUUGGGAGAUAAAAUUGUUCGGGAAUUGGGACUGGACUGUUGUAAGGUUUACGAGGAACGAAGGGAACAACACACGUCGGAAAACACUGACACCACUGACUCAAACAACAAUGCGAGCAGCGAGAAGGCCAGUGAUUUAGAACGCGAAAUCGUUAGCUGUAGCUCGCUUUUGGGGCUUGAGUUAACUGACGAGCUUGAGUUUGGAGAUAUAGAUUUGUCUUUGUACGAUUUCGAUACUUGUAAUGCUGCCGGUUUGUCGGUAGAAGUAGAAGAGCUUUGCGCCGCCUGGGGGYUUUCGAAUUCAUUGACAGCACGAUGCGGCGAGAGUAUGAAGAGAGAAAGAACGAAUGAAAACUUUGAUGAACUGGAUCAAGUUAUGCAAAUCCUCGUUGGUUCAUAGAAAAAAGUGAACCAAGAACGUUAAACAAUGACAAUCUUUCUUAAUCUAUAUGUUUCUGAUUCGUACGAGCUUUUAGAAUCUCAUUAAUUCAAACACUGAAAUGGUUUCUUUGGACAUCGCUCACUAGCCUUUUCACAUCGCUUUAAAAGCUUUUCGUUUCCAAAUUUUUGAAAAAAUUAAACUUUCCAAAAAAGUCAGGCGCCUUUUCAAAAACAGUUUAGCAUUAACAAACAUUCUGCAAACACUGCGGAGUGAUCAUUUAGUGAGACUAAAGUUAUUUAUAUUUCAAAUUUUACGAGUCUCGAGUUUUGGCCGUCCUUUUCCUAAAUGAAUAUUUUAUGACAUUCAAAAAUGGCCAGUAGGAAUCUAUUUUUUUCAUAUAAAAAUAUACAUACUUCUAUAAACAUUAUAGCCUUGAAAUAUUCCAAAGCAUAGGAUAUUUAUUAGCGGAUCAGCUUCUUGUUGAAGUACCAAAAUAGAAAAUUUAUAAACUGUAAAUGUUUAUAAAGACAUGCUAGGUAUCAUUGUACAGAUAUGACACAUAAAUUAAAACUAUAAAUAUCAGCCAAAAUUUGGUAUCGCUAAAGAUUUCUGCUCAUAGUAGGAAUAGACAUUUUGUCAGGUAUUGUCCAUAGUAGGUUGUAUAGCUUCAAAUUUGUAAAGUAUAUAGAAUAGCAAUUUUUUAAAUGAAUAAAUUAUCCAUAUUUCCAA
Molecule: messenger RNA, 1702 nt
Organism: Actinia tenebrosa (Australian red waratah sea anemone)
Lineage: Eukaryota; Metazoa; Cnidaria; Anthozoa; Actiniaria; Actiniidae
Product: SERTA domain-containing protein 2
Cellular component (GO): nucleus
Molecular function (GO): transcription regulator activity
Source: RefSeq, a predicted model, not a curated record